CCUCGGAUCGAAGCCCGCGCGGCGCGCCCCCCCUCGGUGUCCUCUCGCGGCUGCGCGGCGCGCGGCAGGGCGGCGGAGAUGUUCUCGUGGACGGCGUGCUGCGCCCCAGCUCCGGGCGAGAAGGCGGAGGUGGUGCAGACGCGGACCGUGCUGGGCGCUCCCAGCCCGCGCACCGCGAUGAACCAACGGCUGGACCAGGCUGCCAAGGAGAUUGCGCAUACGACAGGGACAGGGGACUCUCGAUGGAGUCUGUGGGAGAGCUCGACCUAUCCGCGAUCACGCAGCAGACCUCUGGCGACGAGAGGUUCCCGCGCUGGAGCCCGCUGGACAACAAGGGCCCUCGCAUCGGGGAGAGGGAGCUCCCUCUGCCGUCCUGCUUCGAGGGUGUGGCCGAUGCGUCGCCGGCCGGCUGGACCCACCCUAGGGGCGACACGACCGGGAUGGACGAGUCGCAGACCAGGGAGGAGCGCCUGAGCGCGCAGGUGCGCGCGUUCGUCAAGAAGGCCCAGCUGGGCAUUUGUGUUCUCCUUUGCGACGCGGAGAGCAUGCUGCUGUCCCAGUGCCUCUUCAAGACGGACGAGCUGCUCACCACGCUGACCCUGCAGACCGCGCUGGCCAGGCAGCAGGACUUCGAGCUGAAGGACCUCAGGGCCGUCGUGAGGGGCGAGGGCGUCAAGAAGCGGGCGCCCGGCCUCGCCCGGGCGGCGGGAGAGUGCCUGCUGCUGGUGUUCGGGGACGCCUCGGAGGAGACGCUGCACUGCCUCUUCUUCCGGGACGCCCGCGACCGCGACGAGUUCUACACCAACAUGAAGGUUGUCCGAGUGAUGGCCUCGCGCGCAACGCUGUAA
This is a messenger RNA of Prorocentrum cordatum, 848 nucleotides long. The record is from the annotation of a GenBank genome assembly. Lineage: Eukaryota; Dinophyceae; Prorocentrales; Prorocentraceae.